Molecule: messenger RNA, 1071 nt
Organism: Lactuca sativa (garden lettuce)
Lineage: Eukaryota; Viridiplantae; Streptophyta; Magnoliopsida; Asterales; Asteraceae
Product: tropinone reductase homolog At5g06060
Molecular function (GO): oxidoreductase activity
Source: RefSeq, a predicted model, not a curated record
UUGAAUGUGUUAGUUGGAGAUAAUUUCACAAACAAAAAUGCUGGUUUGCUGCGAUCGAUUGGGUGAAUGUGAUUAUCAUUGACGUCGAAAGAAAAUAACCAACACACUCGAAGCAUGACCUCGAUACCAGCAAGCUUCUCCGGUCAGGUCGGAAGUUCCAGAUGGUCGCUAGCCGGAAUGAGUGCUCUCGUCACCGGUGGUACACGUGGAAUCGGCUAUGCUGUGGUGGAGGAACUCGCUGAGUUAGGGGCAAGAGUACACACAUGCUCACGUAACGAGUCUGAACUCGAUCAACGCUUACAAGAAUGGUCCGGCAAAGGCUUCAUCGUCACUGGAUCUGUCUGCGACUUAUCUUCUCGUCCCCAACGACAACACCUCGUUGAAAAAGUUUCCUCGCUUUUCAAUGGCAAGCUCAACAUCCUUAUAAACAACGUUGGGAUGAGUAUAGUGAAACCUACUAUAGAGUAUACAGCAGAAGAAUACUCAACGCUCAUGGGAACCAAUUUCGAAUCUUGUUACCAUAUGUCUCAACUUGCACAUCCUCUUUUAAAGGCUUCUGGAGUUGGAAACAUUGUGUUCAUUUCAUCUGUUGCAGGUCUGGUUCAUGCUUCUGUUGGGUCUGUUUACAGUGCUACUAAAGGUGCAAUGAAUCAGCUUACAAAGAAUUUAGCAUGUGAAUGGGCUGAAGAUAACAUUCGGAGUAAUAGUGUAGCACCAUGGUUCACUAAAACCUCCCUUAUUGAAAAUUAUUUGCAGGGUGCAGAUGGUAAGGAGUUUGUGGAUGCUGUGGUGUCAAGAACUCCUAUGAAACGCUUUGCGGAAGCCAAUGAAGUUUCAUCUCUGGUGGCGUUCCUUUGCUUACCUGCUGCUUCUUACAUCACUGGGCAAAUCAUUUCUGUUGAUGGAGGAUCUUCAGUCAACGGUUAUCCGUAAGUGCAAUGUUAGGGUCUUUUAGUGAAUGCUUGUGAACUUCGUUUUUUUUCAAUUAAUAUUACUUGCUAUUGUGUUUCGAAACAAACACCAUGUUUGUAUAAAUACAAAAACAUAAGAAUCUAGUUUUGUUUUGAAGUU